Messenger RNA from Myotis myotis, 4346 nucleotides. RefSeq names its product protein phosphatase 4 regulatory subunit 1 (gene PPP4R1). Lineage: Eukaryota; Metazoa; Chordata; Mammalia; Chiroptera; Vespertilionidae. The transcript has 21 exons. Gene Ontology annotation, biological process: protein dephosphorylation. Gene Ontology annotation, molecular function: protein binding; protein phosphatase regulator activity. The record is from RefSeq and is a predicted model, not a curated record. Bases 531 to 3356 code for a protein of 941 amino acids.
GGCGAGUUUCUUGAAUGCAGAUGUUCGCACAUUACCCAGCCCUCCGCACAUACUACAUUUUCAGCUUUUCCUUGAGAUGGGAAGUUUUAAAAGAAUUGGUUCUUUUGUGUAAGAAAGAAACUUGGACCUUGUUUCCAGAAUAGCGUCAGGAAGGACUUGUGCGUUUCCCGUGGGCUCUCCCAGCCUCCGAAGGUGAUGGGGGCUUUGCUCUGAGUUGACGUGGUGACCGUGGUGGGAUUUCUGAUGUAGCGAGAGGAAAAGCCCGCCGGAUGCUCAGAUUUACUUGGAUCAGUCAUUCCGAGGGAACAUAGUCUAGAGGGGAAUGCAUACCUGUGAAGAACUCAACAAUGAUUUAUUCAUGAGCCUCAAGACUUCUGCUCCGUCCUGAGGAUAUAGCUGUGCAAAGGAUGGUCACAGUCCAUUGCCCUCUAGUGGUUUAUAAGCAAUUUUAAUUUGGUGUGGAUGACUACAGCUCAGAGUCUGAUGUGAUUAUUAUACCUUCAGCCCUGGACUUUGUCUCACAAGAUGAAAUGUUGACGCCACUGGGGAGAUUGGACAAGUAUGCUGCAAGUGAGAACGUAUUUAACAGACAAAUGGUGGCCCGGAGUUUGCUGGAUACAUUGAGGGAAGUCUGCGAUGAUGAAAGAGAUUGUAUUGCUGUUUUGGAAAGAAUUAGCAGAUUAGCUGACGAUUCAGAACCAACUGUGAGAGCAGAGCUGAUGGAACAGGUGCCUCAUAUUGCAUUGUUUUGUCAAGAAAACCGGCCUUCAAUCCCAUAUGCUUUUUCCAAAUACUUACUACCUAUUGUGGUUAGAUAUCUCGCAGAUCAGAAUAAUCAGGUAAGAAAAACAAGUCAGGCAGCUUUGCUGGCUCUGUUGGAGCAAGAGUUAAUUGAGCGAUUUGAUGUGGAGACCAAAGUGUGCCCUGUCCUCAUAGAGCUAACUGCCCCAGAUAGCAAUGACGAUGUGAAGACAGAAGCUGUGGCUAUAAUGUGCAAAAUGGCUCCCAUGGUUGGGAAGGACAUUACAGAGCGUCUUAUCCUGCCUAGGUUUUGUGAGAUGUGCUGUGAUUGCAGAAUGUUUCAUGUUCGAAAGGUCUGUGCUGCCAACUUUGGAGAUAUCUGCAGUGUAGUUGGCCAGCAAGCUACUGAAGAAAUGCUGCUGCCUAGGUUUUUUCAACUUUGUUCUGAUAACGUAUGGGGAGUCCGGAAAGCUUGUGCUGAAUGCUUCAUGGCAGUUUCAUGUGCAACAUGUCAAGAAAUCCGACGGACUAAAUUAUCAGCACUAUUUAUUAAUUUGAUCAGUGAUCCUUCACGUUGGGUUCGCCAAGCAGCUUUUCAGUCUCUGGGACCUUUCAUAUCUACUUUUGCUAAUCCAUCAAGCUCAGGCCAGUAUUUUAAAGAAGAAAGCAAAAGUUCAGAAAAUACGUCAGUAGAAGACAAAAAUAGAGAGGGGAAGGGAGAAGAAGAGAGAGGUAGAAUCAUCAAUGAUGAGAGAGAAUCAUGGAUUGGCUGCCUCCUGCAUAUCCCCGACUGGGGAUUGAGCCCACAACCCAGGAUCAGAGAUCAAGAAGUCCCAGAGGAUGUACAAAUCAGGACAGAGGAUGUUCCUUCAGAUCCCAGUAUUAGUAAUUCCAGUGUCAAACUGGGAAACAUGGAAGAUCAUACUGAAACAACUAGGAAAUCUCCAGGUGAAAUAAGUGUUCCAAUGGACAGUUCUUUACUUUGUACUUUGUCCUCAGACUCUCAUCAGGAAGCAGCUAGUAAUGAAAAUGAUAAAAAACCUGGUAACUCCAAAUCUACAUUACGGCCAGAGGUUGGCACCAGUUCACAAGAUUCUGCUCUUUUAGAUCAGGAAUUAUACAACUCUUUCCAUUUCUGGAGGACUCCUCUUCCUGAAAUAGAUCUAGAUAUAGAACUUGAGCAGGGCUCUGGGAAUAAACUUAACCCAGAGAGACCAGAAGAAACACCUGAAGCAACCAUACCAGGUUCUUCAAACAUCACUAUGGCCACCAGAAAGGAACUUGAAGAAAUGAUAGAAAAUCUAGAGCCGCAUAUUGAUGAUCCGGAUGUUAGAGCACAAGUGGACGUGCUGUCUGCUGCGCUGCGAGCUUCCAAUCUGGAUGCUCACGAAGAGGCCAGCGAUACAGAAAAGAGAAGUGAUGUGCAAGAUGAACUGUGUGUCAGUGAGCAACCAAACUGUAAAAUAAAUCAUGAUGCCUCCGUGCCUUUAAUCAGCGAUGCUGUUGAGAACAUGGACUCCACCCUUCGUUAUAUUCAUAAUGACUCAGACUUGAGCACUAGUAGUAGUUUCAGCCCUGAUGAGGAAAGAAGACCUAAAGUACAAGACGUUGUGCCUCAGGCUCUAUUAGAUCAGUAUUUAUCUAUGACUGACCCCUCUCGUGCACAGACAGUCGACACUGAAAUUGCUAAGCACUGUGCAUACAGUCUUCCAGGCGUGGCCCUGACCCUUGGCAGGCAGAACUGGCACUGCCUAAGAGAGACUUACGAGACUCUGGCAUCAGACAUGCAGUGGAAAGUUCGAAGAACUUUAGCCUUCUCCAUCCAUGAGCUUGCAGUUAUUCUCGGAGAUCAAUUGACAGCUAUAGAUCUGGUUCCAAUUUUUAAUGGAUUUUUAAAAGACCUCGAUGAAGUAAGGAUAGGUGUCCUUAAACACUUGCAUGAUUUUUUGAAGCUUCUUCAUAUUGACAAAAGAAGAGAAUAUCUUUAUCAACUUCAGGAGUUUUUGGUGACAGAUAAUAGUAGAAAUUGGCGUUUUCGAGCUGAACUGGCUGAACAGCUGAUCUUACUCCUAGAGUUAUACAGUGCCAGAGAUGUUUAUGAUUAUUUACGCCCCAUUGCUCUGAAUCUAUGUGCAGAUAAAGUUUCUUCUGUUCGUUGGAUUUCCUACAAGUUGGUCAGUGAGAUGGUGAAGAAGCUGCACAUGGCGACACCACCAACAUUUGGCGUGGACCUCAUCCAUGAGCUUGUAGAAAAUUUUGGUAGAUGUCCCAAGUGGUCUGGUCGUCAAGCCUUUGUCUUUGUCUGCCAGACUGUCAUUGAAGAUGAUUGCCUUCCCAUGGAACAGUUCGCUGUGCAUCUGAUGCCACAUUUGCUAACCUUAGCAAACGAUAGGGUUCCAAAUGUUAGAGUGCUCCUUGCGAAGACACUACGACAAACUCUGCUAGAAAAAGAUUAUUUCCUAACCUCGGCCAGCUGUCACCAGGAGGCUGUGGAACAGACCAUCAUGGCUCUUCAGAUGGAUCAUGACAGUGACGUCAAGUACUUUGCAAGCAUCCACCCUGCCAGCACCAAAAUUUCUGAAGAUGCUAUGAGCACAGCUUCCUCAACCUACUAGAAAGCUUCAGCCUCGGUGUCUUUCCCGCUUCCUAGGAAGCCGAGGUUCGACACGCGAUCCACACGCAUGUGAGCUGGACACUUUGAGGAUGAAGAGAGACCUUCCUCUCUUGCAGACUUAAUUGCAGAUGCAAGUUGCUUACACCGACACCAGGGAUUUUAAGAGUCAAGAGAAAGUACAGUAAACACUAUUAUCUUAUCUUGACUUUAAGGGAAAAUAAUUUCUCAGAGGAUUGUAAUUGUCACCGAAGCCUUAAAGCCUUCUGUCUUCCUGACUGAAUGAAACUUGAAUUGCAGAGCAUUUUCCUUAUGGAAGGGACAAGAUUCCCAGAGACCUGCGUUUCUUCCCCUGGUUUUAUUUAAUGACCGAUAGAUGGAAUUAUAGCCAGACGGCGGCUGUGAGCCAGGACACGAGAGAGACCUUCAGUAUUAACCUCACUGUUUCCACACAGGCAAGGACCUGUGCGCCUGUGACUAGCCGCCCAGUCCAGCCCUAAGUGUGAAUAGUUUUUGACGUGUGUUAAUGGGAAAGGAGAUUUUUUUAAUUUCUCAUAAGGGCUUGAUGGUAACACUAAAGUAGACUAUGAUUUUAACUCAUAAAUGCAGCAUAUUGCUGUACACAUUUACGUGUGCCGAGUUAUCUAUGUCCUGAAUUUUUUCAUGCUGGUCAUGACCUGAAUGGCAUAUAUUAGCACGUAUAGUGUGUCAGGUGUUUUUAACUGGAUCAUGAUCAGCCCUGAGGUGCAUCUUUUCCUUCCCAUACUGUACAUACCUGUGACACUCUUAGGAGUGCUGCAGUCUUUAAUCAUGCUGUUUAAAACUGUUGUGGCACAAGUUCUCUUGUCCAAAUAAAAUUUAUUAAUAAGAUCUGUAUAGAGAGAUAUAUACAGUUUUGAUUGUUUUAUAGAUGUCUGCGAAUAAAUGCAAUUUGUGACCUGUAUUAAUGAUUUAGUAUAAAAUGGGAAAACUAGAUUAAAAAUAUGUCUUUUAA